Stegastes partitus (bicolor damselfish) is the source of this 1880-nucleotide messenger RNA. It is a transcript of the gene lta4h, whose product is annotated as leukotriene A4 hydrolase. Gene Ontology annotation, biological process: peptide catabolic process; leukotriene biosynthetic process; proteolysis. The record is from RefSeq and is a predicted model, not a curated record. The coding region runs from base 27 to 1787 and encodes 586 amino acids. Gene Ontology annotation, cellular component: cytosol; nucleus. The transcript is spliced from 19 exons. Gene Ontology annotation, molecular function: leukotriene-A4 hydrolase activity; metallopeptidase activity; aminopeptidase activity. NCBI's taxonomy places the organism in Eukaryota, Metazoa, Chordata, Actinopteri, Pomacentridae.
GCGCCGCUGCUGCCGGACGGACCAACAUGGCGGACCCCUGCUCCUUCUGCUCCUUCACCAGCUGCGUCACCAAGCACCUCAACCUGCUGCUGCGCGUGGACUUCGACAGACACGUGAUCAGCGGGAGGGUCGCGCUCACCGUGGAGGCUCUGGAGGACCGGUUCUCCGCUCUGACGUUGGACACCAAAGACCUGAAGAUCGUGUCGGUGUCGGCCAACGGUCAGCCGGCUCGCUUCAGCCUGGGCCAAAAGCACAGCUUCAAGGGGACGCCGCUGGACAUCACGCUGCCCUUCGACCUGUCCAGAGGGCAGCACGUGAUCGUGGAGGUGAACUAUGAGACGUCUCCGUCGGCGUCGGCGCUGCAGUGGCUCACGCCUGAGCAGACCGCCGGCAAGAAGCAGCCGUACCUGUUCAGCCAGUGUCAGGCUCAUCACUGCAGGAGCAUGCUGCCCUGUCAGGACAGCCCGUCCAUCAAACACACCUACUACGCUCAGGUGUCUGUCCCCAAGGACCUGGUGGCGGUGAUGAGUGCGGUGAGAGACGGACACGAGGUCGACCCUCAGGACAGCGGUCGAAUUAUCUACAGGUUCAGGCAGCCGGUGUCCAUGCCGUCCUACCUGAUAGCCAUCGUGGUCGGAGCUCUGGAGAGCAGGGAGAUCGGCCCGAGGUCCAGAGUCUGGUCGGAGAAGGAGCUGGUGGACAAAGCGGCGUUUGAGUUCUCCGAGACGGAGACGAUGCUGAAGACGGCCGAGGAGCUCGCUGGACCGUAUGUUUGGGGUCAGUACGACAUCCUGGUUCUUCCCCCAUCGUUCCCGUACGGCGGCAUGGAGAACCCCUGCCUGACCUUCGCCACGCCCACCCUGCUGGCUGGAGACAAGUCUCUGUCUAACGUGAUCGCCCACGAGAUCUCUCACAGCUGGACCGGGAACCUGGUGACCAACAAGACCUGGGAACACUUCUGGCUGAACGAGGGUCACACGGUUUACCUGGAGAGGAUGAUCGGCAGGUGUAUGGAGAGCGAACAGUUCAGGCAGUUUAAAGCCAUGGGCGGCUGGAAGGACCUGCAGGACUCGGUGAACACAUUCGGAGCCAACAACCCUCUGACCAACCUGGUCCCCAGUCUGCAGGACGUCGACCCCGACGAUGCCUUUUCCUCGGUGCCCUACGAGAAGGGCUUCGCUCUGCUGUACCACCUGGAGGAGCUGAUGGGAGGACCAGAGGUGUUCAUGGGCUUCGUGAAGUCGUACAUCCAGCUGUUCGCCUACAGCAGCGUCACCACAGACGAGUGGAAGAACUACCUGUUCACCUACUUCAAAGACAAGGUGGACGUCCUGAACAAGGUGGACUGGAACGCCUGGAUGUUCACUCCUGGGAUGCCUCCUGUCAAACCUCAGUAUGACACCACGCUGGCUGACGCCUGCAUCGCUCUGAGUCAGAAGUGGCUCAAGGCCAAAGACCAGGACCUGAACGGCUUCAAGGAGUCGGACGUGAAGACGCUGUCGUCCCACCAGGUCAUCGAGUUCCUGUCGCUCCUGCUGCAUGAGGUACGGUGCUCCCCACAGUCCACUUCAGCUCCCCACGGGAGCGCUCCCUCUGACUCACGUGAAGAAGAUGCAGGAGGUUUACGACCUCAACGCCUGCAUGAACGCCGAGAUCCGCUUCAGGUGGCUGAGGCUGUGCGUCCGGUCCAAGUGGGAGGAAGCGGUUCCCCUGGCGCUGAAGAUGGCGACCGAGCAGGGCAGGAUGAAGUUCACGCGACCGCUCCUCAAGGAAGUUUUCAACUUUGAAAAGUAUCGUAACGAAGCCGUCAAAGUGUUUCUGGCUCAUCGAGCGGCGAUGCACCCGGUCACCGCCGGACUGGUCGCCAAAGACCUGAAGAU